CUCCACUGAUUGUCCAUCAAUUGGGAAUGCCUUCGGUGAAUCAGGGGUGAACGACGUCUUCUCGUCUUGAAGCAAAGGCCUACGCUUUGUCCACCCGUCUUUGUCCCGAGUCACUUGCGCGGGGACGCGUGACCGCUCACACGCAAGCUCUACGUCACAACAUCCUCUCGAGUCUCCUCCAGCUCCCAUCGCUUCCGAAGCUCCAGCUACACCGCACCCUCUCACACACCGCAUUAACUGUCGAUCUUGCUCCCUACCUGACCUGCAGAAGCGCUGGGCUGUGUAUCUGGCAUCUGCCCACCCCCAUCCUCCGUCAGCCACACCUCAAUCUCACCCAAACCUCGUCACUCCUUUCCAUUCCACACCAUGUCCGACGACAACAACAAUCAAGGGCACUCCCCGCCGCCCUCGCACCGACGCCGCACCUCGUUCGUCGGAGAGACAUUGGCCGACUUGUUCGGAUCCGGGCGUGGUUCGAUGAAUCGCUCCACAAACGAACCGAACAACUCCCCACCCACCCAGCAAAUGCCGGGCCCCAUCUCACAAGCCGCCGCCCAAGCUCAGCGUCGUCGCCUCUCGCUCACCACUCUCGGUCUCUCUGCCUCCCCCAACCAGUCGUCUGCCUUUGCCUCCAUGCGUGGGCGCGGAGACAGCCUCACCUCCACCAACAGCGGCAGUCCAGAAGAGUCAGCAAUUGCCGAGGACGACGGGCAGGGCCGUGAGUCGAGCCUGAGCAGCAGCCCCUCCAACACCCCAUUCCAGCGUCGCACCAGUUUCGGAGCAAGAGCGUUGCGGGACAUUCGCACCGGCUCAUUCAGUGGGCAACAGGCGGGCAGUGGAGGCGGAGGAAGCCCGGGACAGAAUGGUACAUCAUCGUCCAGUAAUGGCUCUGCGAACAAAUCUUCCCACACCAGGACAAUCUCUUCCCGAGAUGCCAAGGGUCGAGGCUCGAGCGAGGGAUUCAACUGGUCGGAUAAUCUGCGUUCGCGUGCGGAGCGUACCUCAAUCGCCGGUCAAGGCGGACUGGGAGGUGCUGCCGCUAGCCCUCCUCGCCCUCAGAACGUUCCGCCGAUGGAGGCGCCUCCCGUGGCACCUCCCAAGCCCAAGGAGAGGCCUAGACCGGAUCACUUCCAGGAGCGUAUUCUCAAGGGCGAUUUCUACAUGGACUGAUUAAGAAUCGGUGGCACUACUCUCACCCUCAGUCGAAUGUUUGAGAGUCUUAGGUGGAACAUUUUGACGUGGGACUCGGGAUUAUGAAGGACCCAGAGUGAAGAAGCAAGGUGCUGAGGAGUUGUUUGGUGUUUUGAUUUACGACACGCUCGUUCAGAGUGGUUUUACGAAGGACACGAUCAGGCGGGUGGGACUGCCGUAGCAUUUCUUGAAGUGUACCAGUAGCUCUUUCUAGCUCAUGCGGACAGACAAACCGGAUG
Molecule: messenger RNA, 1430 nt
Organism: Neohortaea acidophila
Lineage: Eukaryota; Fungi; Ascomycota; Dothideomycetes; Mycosphaerellales; Teratosphaeriaceae
Exons: 2
Coding region: 367-1170 (267 amino acids)
Source: RefSeq, a predicted model, not a curated record